GCCCAAUAUUUGGGUGCACCUGUGCCGACCCAGAGCUGACCCGACCAAUAAUGGGCUCGGAAAACCCAAAUCAGUGGGCCAAUCUUAUAUACGGCCCAAGAUCCAUCUUCAGAGAGUACGCUUUUAAACGUUAUGCUCUCUGUUUCUGAUUUCUGAAUCCUCCAAAUUCCAUGCUUAAUUCAAUUGCAUUCUCUGUAAAUAUAUACAUAUAUAUAUAUUGAUAUUAUUUUCGCUUCCAUUUCCGUUGUAACUUAUGAACGCAAUAUUUUCUUUCAUGAAAAAGCUUUCAAGAAUCAAAGGACCCAAAUAUACCAUUUCUUGUCCUCUCAGCCAAAGUUUCAGUACCGCUAGCAAACAAUUUGAAAACGCACAACUCCUCAAUGCCCCGCGCCACAAUGACCAAGAACCAGCAAAGAUAGUAGCAACCCAGUUGUCCAAUUCAACUGACUUACCAGAAUUGAAUCAAAUUUAUGCCCGUGUUAUCCGGACCCGCAUGCUUGAAUUUUACCCUGCCCCAUUCCAUUGGAACAACAUUAUAAGGUCGUACACAAGGCUAGAGGCCCCUAGAAAGGCACUGUUUGUCUAUGUUUAUAUGUCAAGAGCUGGUGUUUUGCCUGAUUCUUACACCCUUCCUAUUGUACUAAAAGCCGUUUGUCAAUAUUUUGCCAUUGAGAUUGGUAAGCAGCUUCAUUCGGUUGCUGUGAAGCUUGGACUUCAGUCCCACGAAUAUUGCGAAAGUGGGUUUAUUAACAUUUACUGUAAAGCGGGAGAAUUUGAAAAUGCAAGUAAGGUGUUUGAUCAGAACCCUGAGAGAAAGUUGGGUUCUUGGAAUGCCAUCAUCGGAGGUCUUUCUCAAGCCGGACGUGCCAGAGAAGCAAUGAACAUGUUUUUAGAACUGAGGACGUGUGGUUUCUUGCCGGACGAUUUGACCAUGGUUAGCAUAACAUCUGCUUGUGGAAGUCUAGGAGACCUGGAUUUGGCUCUUCAGCUCCAUAAAUGUGUGUACCAGGCUAAAACCAUUGGAAAAGAGGAUCUUUUGAUGCUGAAUUCGCUUAUAGAUAUGUAUGGAAAAUGUGGUAGAAUGGACUUAGCGUACAGGGUGUUUUUGAGGAUGGAGCAUAGAAAUGUGUCAUCUUGGACAUCCAUGAUUGUGGGUUAUGCAACGCAUGGGUACAUAAAUGAAGCAUUUGAGUGCUUCCGGUGUAUGAUAGAUGGAGGAGUGAGACCAAACCAUGUGACUUUCAUUGGGGUACUCAGCGCAUGUGUGCAUGCUGGGAUGGUGCAAGAGGGAAAGAAUUACUUCGAGAUGAUGCAAAACUUUUAUGGUAUAACACCUCGCUUGCAGCAUUAUGGAUGCAUGGUGGAUCUUCUUGGCAAAGCAGGGUUGCUUCAGGAGGCAAGACAAAUGGUGGAGGACAUGCCAGUGGAGGCAAAUUCAAUAAUCUGGGGGUCCUUGAUGGGUGCAUGCGAGAAAUAUGCGAAUAUAAGGAUGGGGGAGUGGGUGGCUAAGCAUUUGCAAGAAUUGGAACCUUGGAAUGAUGGAGUUUAUGUGAUUUUGUCUAAUAUCUAUUCCUCUAGAGGUUUAUGGAGAGAGGCUGAAAGAGUACGGUUGAUUAUGAAGCAGAAGAGAUUCUCUAAGAUUCCAGGUUAUAGCUUAGCAACAAGUACCAAUUGAAAGAAAAAUUUGAGUUGAAAAGAGAUACAGUUUGUUGAGCGGAAUCGGCUUCAUAGUUAUGGCUGCAAACUCUUCAAUGCUAUCCAAGAAACUAAAGGCCAUAGCACGUUCAGAGCUUUGUCUUUGAUAGUUUAAUUUAUUAAGUUUGCUAAGAAAAGGAUCAGGUAGAUCCUAAGUGAACUCGCAAAAAAAUCAAGAGGCGAACACUAGCCACUUGCAAGUGUCCAAAGUAGUUUCUCUUAAUUUGAAGUGAGUGUGCCGAGGAAACAUUUCUCAUUUCUUUCCGAAGCAAAUGGAAAUGUCCUAGAGUAGGCAAAAUAAACUAUGAAAUAUUCUCUUUUGAUCC
Molecule: messenger RNA, 2021 nt
Organism: Ziziphus jujuba (common jujube)
Lineage: Eukaryota; Viridiplantae; Streptophyta; Magnoliopsida; Rosales; Rhamnaceae
Product: pentatricopeptide repeat-containing protein At1g77170, mitochondrial
Exons: 1
Coding region: 254-1675 (473 amino acids)
Biological process (GO): RNA modification
Molecular function (GO): RNA binding; protein binding
Source: RefSeq, a predicted model, not a curated record